Messenger RNA from Coniophora puteana RWD-64-598 SS2, 2147 nucleotides. RefSeq lists its product as uncharacterized. The record is from RefSeq and is a predicted model, not a curated record. The transcript has 5 exons. Lineage: Eukaryota; Fungi; Basidiomycota; Agaricomycetes; Boletales; Coniophoraceae. The coding region runs from base 1 to 1965 and encodes 654 amino acids.
AUGGCUAGCAUAUCCACGUCCAACAUACAAGCGAUCUUACACGCACCUGAACCUCGACUAACGCAAAACUUGAAGAAGGUGUUUGCAAGGCUGGUUGACCCUCGCGAAGACCCCAAAUUCGUCGAAAGCUAUGCACAAUCAAUAAGGAAUGAAUUCAGACGGUCCAUUGAGGAACAUCAGGAUGCGCCUCACUUCUCCCCGUUCGUAAAAGCAUGCAUAAAUGCAGGUAUUGUCAAAACGAUGCUGGCUGUGGCCCGGAAAGAGUGGACUGGUCCACGCGUGUCUGGUACCCGAUACAGUGCUCAAUCAAACGCGAUGCAAUGCCUCUUCGAGUUGAUGCGGUCUGGAGAUAUAGUUGAAAGACGAGAGCUGCUGGAUAUCAUGCUUCGGGAGGACAUCGUCGGGCUGUGCCUUCAAAUGUUUGUGCAUGAGCUAGGAAUCAUGCGGCAGGUGGCGGCUAGUACGAUGCAUAUCCUUUCUUCCGAUUCGUUCCUCGGAGAGUGCAUCUCUCCUUCUACGGCUGCAGACAUCAUCGAAGCCGCCUGUCUUCUUACGCUCCGUACACGUAGCGAUGCCAUAUCUGAGCUGGUGAACCCAGAUACAGGAGAGACCCGAGUUCUCAGAGACGGUAAAAGUAGGCGCGUAGAGAUCUUGAAUAGGAUUGGAAACCCUCCUCGUUUCUAUGUCAUGGAUCUCGAGGAAGGUUUACGAACAGUUCAUGGUGUUCUAUGUACUUCACCUCCCCGACCACGCAAGUUCUAUCUCGAUAUACUCAAGAGGAAACCAAGAGUGCUUGAUCUACUCUUUGAUUGCGCAAUCCUUGGUCGACCACAGUGGCAUCCAGAGACUCAAGUAGACUCGAUGGCGUGUGCGAUGCUAUCUUUUCUGUUUGCGUGGCCCCCGCAUACUGUGGCGGGGGUUGCCACUCCCACGGACAAAGCUUUCAAAACACAAGAACUGAGGGUUAUGUCGCAGACGAUGGCAAUCCUGACAUCGCGUCCAGAUUGGGUUGAACAACUCGUAGAGAUAUGGAUGCGGAUACAAGAGGAAGAUUUAAAACAGGUUCGAAGGUGCGAUCCCCAAGUAUCGUGGUGUGUCUCCCGCCUGGUCGCUCUCAUACCUUCGCUCAACCCGACCUCAGGCGUCUCCAGAAUAACCGUCCUACGGAUAAUAACGACUCUCACACAUGUCGCGGAAACGUGCAGCAUAACAAACACUCAGCUCGAGUCGUUCCUUUACAUCGCUUAUGUCGGCUGCCGCAAAGUCAAAUCGACGCAUAAUAGUAGCAUCGAGGAGCACAGGCACCUCCGCGCCGAAAACGACCAAGAGAUGUUUAGAAAACCCGCCUGGACGGAUACGUUGCAUAUAACGCCCAAGAGUCCAAUAACGGUCGCCCCAGAGAACGUCCUCGGCCCUACCGCACUCAUUCGCCUUCUCACUGUGCUUGCGCAGCGAAAAACACUCGACGGCAUUCAACUGCUCCGGGAGCCGCCACUCGGCCUAUCCCCCACGACGUCCCUCGAACACAUCCAGCUAAUCACGCACCCGGACGUCAUCCGUCGGACGAUCAUAAUCUCGCAGAAGCGGUUACGUGCGCGGAUGGACGUGGGCCGCGAUCGCGUAGCAGCGAAAAGCGUUGAAGGCGACUGGGAUCUCGCCUGCGCGGCAUUCACGAGCUCCGCAGAACUGGCAGCUGCAUUGGUCGCAUUGGAUACGCAUACGGGCGGGGUGUAUAAGAAAGAGAUCCGUGGUGCACGGAAACAGCUCGUCGUCGCGCUGGGGAACGCGUCGCAGAUGGCGCUUAAUCUCAAGCAGUACGCACGGGCACUUCACUAUGGGUGGGGUGCGGUCAACGCGGCAGAGAACAUCCCGGUGGAGGAGGGUUUGGAUCCAGGGAUCAUGGAGAAGAAUAAGCGGCGAGUUGACCAUGCGAGCGCUGGUCUCCAGCCAAGUCUCCCGCAAUAGCUUACAGGCCAUGAAGAUGAUGGUGUCGACAGGGAAGCAAUAUUUACUGUAUCUGCUAGCAUACUAUAAACUGGCCAUCUACUGUACUGUAGGUACCUAGAUCUAGGGCCCCUGGUGUGUUGAUAAUCAGCAGCUAGAUUAUAAUUUUUGACGAAGUCAAGUCCUGACAGGGGCUAAUUCAC